AUAACCUCACUUCCACUCCAAACAAUCAACACAGAAUUCAGUAUCUCACUCCAAAAUGCAGCCCAUAGCGGGAACCACAAAACAACCAACAACACUUUUGAAUCCCAUCUUCGCCACACCAGAAUCACGCGCACCGAACAGCUACCCAGGCCUCAGCACCAGCACUGGAUCUGCAUCAAACAGAGAACGAAGAAGAAAUCAGAAAAAAAAAACAGCUCAAACACCAACAUCGAAUGUGCAUCAGAAAAAGCCAAGAGAAAAACGAAAAAGAGAAGGAAAAAAAUGUAAUCAGAAUAGAAAUAAAAAAAAUCCGCUCCAAAGUCGCUCUCCUUCUCUAUCAAAAACUCUUCUGCGCCGCACUCACUCCACCUUCUUCUUCCGAUUCCCUGAAACCCCGUCUUGAAAGGUGACAUUAUUUAAAAUCUUCAUUCAUGCUCAAUGCAGCCUCUGAGCGCUUCCGCUCUCUCUUUUCACGAUUUCAACCCAUUUUUCUCAUCUCCCACGUCCACAAUGAUGAACUCAUUUACUCCUUCCACGCCUUUUUUCAACGCUGCUUCACUCUCCAACAAGCUCGUCAGCUUCACUCCCAAUUGGUUCUCACCACCGCGCAUCGUUUACCCUUCUUGGCCGCUAGGCUCAUAGCCGUUUACGCCCGCUUUGCCUUUCUCUCUCACGCUCGCAAAGUCUUUGAUGCAAUCCCUCUUGAGUCACUCCACCAUCUUCUUUUGUGGAACUCCAUUAUCAGAGCCAAUGUCUCUCAUGGGUACCAUCAACACGCACUUGAGCUUUAUGUUGAAAUGCGAAAGCUUGGAUUUUUGCCUGAUGGUUUCACUCUUCCAUUGGUAAUACGGGCUUGCUCGUCUCUGGGUAGCUCUUAUCUCUGCAGGAUUGUCCAUUGUCAUGCUUUGCAAAUGGGGUUUCGGAAUCACCUUCAUGUCGUGAAUGAACUCGUGGGUAUGUAUGGGAAGCUUGGGCGAAUGGAGGAUGCACGCCAACUGUUUGACGGAAUGUUUGUGAGAAGUAUUGUCUCUUGGAAUACUAUGGUUUCAGGUUAUGCCUUAAAUCGUGAUUCUCUUGGUGCUUCUAGGGUUUUUAAGCGGAUGGAGUUGGAAGGUUUGCAGCCGAACUCUGUGACGUGGACCUCACUCUUGUCGAGCCAUGCUAGAUGUGGGCUUUAUGAUGAAACUCUUGAGUUGUUUAAGGUGAUGAGGACAAGGGGAAUUGAAAUUGGUGCCGAAGCACUGGCUGUGGUGUUAUCUGUGUGUGCUGAUAUGGCUGAAGUUGACUGGGGCAAAGAAAUCCAUGGGUAUGUUGUUAAAGGUGGAUAUGAAGAUUAUUUGUUUGUGAAAAAUGCACUAAUAGGGACUUAUGGGAAGCACCAACAUAUGGGGGAUGCACAUAAAGUAUUUUUGGAAAUCAAGAACAAGAACCUAGUGAGUUGGAAUGCUUUGAUAUCGUCAUAUGCUGAAUCUGGAUUGUGUGACGAAGCCUAUGCAGCAUUUUUGCAUAUGGAGAAAUCAGAUUCAGAUGACCAUUCCCUGGUGAGGCCCAAUGUGAUAAGUUGGAGUGCAGUGAUUAGUGGUUUUGCGUAUAAGGGGCGUGGUGAGAAGUCACUAGAACUGUUUAGGCAAAUGCAGCUUGCCAAAGUAAUGGCCAAUUGUGUGACAAUUUCCAGCGUUUUAUCAGUUUGUGCUGAGUUAGCAGCAUUGAACCUUGGAAGGGAGCUCCAUGGUUAUGCCAUUAGGAAUAUGAUGAGUGACAAUAUUUUGGUGGGAAAUGGUCUGAUUAACAUGUAUAUGAAGUGUGGGGAUUUCAAGGAAGGACAUUUAGUGUUUGAUAACAUUGAGGGUAGAGAUUUAAUCUCAUGGAACUCUUUAAUUGGUGGUUAUGGAAUGCAUGGGCUUGGUGAGAAUGCUUUGAGAACUUUUAAUGAGAUGAUUAGAGCCAGAAUGAAGCCAGACAACAUCACUUUUGUUGCUAUUCUAUCUGCUUGCAGUCACGCUGGACUUGUUGCUGCUGGUCGUAACCUUUUUGAUCAGAUGGUCACAGAGUUUAGGAUUGAACCCAAUGUAGAGCACUACGCAUGCAUGGUUGAUCUCCUUGGUCGUGCUGGACUUUUGAAAGAAGCAACUGAUAUUGUUCGAAACAUGCCAAUUGAACCUAAUGAGUAUGUUUGGGGAGCUCUUCUGAACUCAUGCAGAAUGUACAAAGAUAUGGACAUUGUAGAAGAAACAGCUUCACAAAUUCUAACCCUGAAGUCAAAAAUAACUGGGAGCUUCAUGCUGCUGUCAAAUAUUUAUGCUGCAAAUGGAAGAUGGGAUGACUCUGCAAGAGUGAGGGUGUCGGCAAGGACAAAAGGUCUAAAAAAAAUACCUGGCCAGAGUUGGAUUGAGGUGAGAAAGAAAGUUUACACAUUUUCAGCAGGGAAUUUAGUCCAUUUCGGUCUGGAAGAUAUUUAUGUGAUCCUUGAAGAAUUGAAUCUUCACAUGGCGAGUGAAAACUAUAAACUUGAUAGCCAAUAAGAGCUCUUGUUGCAAACUGAGCCGAGAAGCUAGAUAUUAUGUCAUUCCAUGACUUAUUCCGUCAAUUACUGGAAAAUGCCACACUGAAUCCGAGUUAUUGAGAAAAUUAAAUAAAGAAAAAUAUUCUUGGAUACCCCUGUGCUCUCUGCAUCAUAACACAGAGAUUGGAGAAAGAAAGAAUUUUUUUUGAUAUGAUUGUUAAUGUGAUGUAACAGAAAGAAAUGCAACAACUCAGCUUCCUUCCAAUUUGACUGGGGUUAAGAUUGCCGAAUUGAGAUUAA
This is a messenger RNA of Glycine soja, 2803 nucleotides long. Its product is annotated as putative pentatricopeptide repeat-containing protein At1g17630. Gene Ontology annotation, molecular function: RNA binding; protein binding. The transcript has a single exon. The coding region runs from base 432 to 2522 and encodes 696 amino acids. The record is from RefSeq and is a predicted model, not a curated record. Lineage: Eukaryota; Viridiplantae; Streptophyta; Magnoliopsida; Fabales; Fabaceae. Gene Ontology annotation, biological process: RNA modification.